AUGUGUUUUCUUGUACUCUUGGACUUAAGCUCAGCGUUCGAUGCAAUUGAUCAUAAAACUAUCAUUGACGUAUUGGAGUAUCAAUUUGGAGUGACGGAUAGGGCUCUUGAAUGGAUAAAAUCAUAUCUAUUGAACAGGAAACAGAGAGUUGAUCUGGAUAACAAUUUUUCUGAAGAUUGCGAUGUUAAGUACGGAGUGCCUCAAGGGAGUUGUCUUGGCCCCAUACUUUUUCUGCUUUAUGUAUCCCAACUAUAUGACAUUAUUGACAGGCACUUACCCUCUGCUCAUGGAUAUGCUGAUGACACGCAACUUUAUGUAUCCUUUCGCCCAGAUUGUGAAGAUAAUUCAGAAAGCCAUACUGGAAGAUUGCCAUACUGGAAGAUUGUAUUAUUCCUAGCCAUACUGGAAGAUUGUAUUUCUGAUGUUCGUACUUGGCUGUUGUCUCAUAAAUUAAUGUUCACAGAUUCGAAAACGGAAUUUCUUGUAAUUGGUGCAUCACAACAACUUUUGAAAAUAAACAUUGAAUCCGUUAAC
Paramuricea clavata is the source of this 534-nucleotide messenger RNA. Lineage: Eukaryota; Metazoa; Cnidaria; Anthozoa; Malacalcyonacea; Plexauridae. The record is from the annotation of a GenBank genome assembly.